CAUACGACGUUCUUUGCUUCACGUAAGUUAAGAGCCUGUACAGCAUUUGUGAAUCUUUUUGUAUAUGUAGAGCUUGAGCGCGAUGGGGAACCAGCCUUGUGCCUGAGCCGUGCGAUCCAUGUUUCCCGCAUCCCAUUUUCAUCGUGGGCCAUCGCUUUCGCGUGACAACCUCAAUAAUCGAAUGUUGUUCUUCGUUCUGGAGCAGAGCCCCUAUGGCAAGACCGGCACAGGACCCCAGAGCUACGACAGCAUGGCUCCGUUCCGGGUCGGUCUAGAGAAAAACCGCACUUUGGGCUACGAAAACUUCGAGGCCCCCGAUCCUGCAGAAUGGACACUGCACGGCUAUGCCAUUGUCAACGUUGAUGCUCGCGCUGGCGGCGACUCAGAGAGCAACAUCUCCUUCUGGGGCCAGCACGAGGCAGAAGAUAUUUACGACAUAAUCGAGUUGGUUCACAAGGCAGCCGUGGUGUUCCGGCUCGGUCACCUUCGCCCUCACGCCCUCUCGCACCCUGCCCUCAAGGCUCUGGCGCCUUGGGAAGGCUUUACGGACCUCUACCGCGACCUGGUUCUGCGGAGUGGCCGACCACACAAUGAGAAUUCCACUCAAUGA
This is a messenger RNA of Aspergillus saccharolyticus JOP 1030-1, 610 nucleotides long. RefSeq lists its product as uncharacterized. The coding region runs from base 119 to 610 and encodes 163 amino acids. Gene Ontology annotation, molecular function: hydrolase activity. The transcript has 2 exons. Lineage: Eukaryota; Fungi; Ascomycota; Eurotiomycetes; Eurotiales; Aspergillaceae. The record is from RefSeq and is a predicted model, not a curated record.